Messenger RNA from Oncorhynchus mykiss (rainbow trout), 3361 nucleotides. RefSeq names its product protein mono-ADP-ribosyltransferase PARP12. Gene Ontology annotation, molecular function: metal ion binding; NAD+ poly-ADP-ribosyltransferase activity. The record is from RefSeq and is a predicted model, not a curated record. Gene Ontology annotation, cellular component: nucleus. Lineage: Eukaryota; Metazoa; Chordata; Actinopteri; Salmoniformes; Salmonidae.
ACAGUAGACAGGCGAUAGUAGACCUCCAUAUUUACAAUCCAAUGAUAAAGAUUCCAGGCCUAUUUAUAUAAAUACUAUAACACAUUGGCUAGUGUCAAGAUCUUGCUAAUUAUUUUGUGCAAUAUGAACGCUUUAUUGCAUUGCAGAAGAAGGAAUGAUCAGUAAGGUUAUACUAAGUUUCGUUUUCGAUUCACUCACCAGCUUCCUUCUCAACACAUCAUUUCCUCGUCUGAGUCCCGAACCAUAUGGAAAGAAUAUAACUGUGUAUAACGGGUUGAAGAAAUGACGGAAUCGACAAUAACUAAACUUAUUUGUGCUAAUCGUGGAUCAAUGAACGUCGAUGAAUUAGAUGCAAUUUUUUACAGUGACUUGCAAGUCUCGGUGCGGGAUGUAAUUACGAAUAGAGCGAAAUUUUGUUUUGUUGUUUUUAACGGAGAGCAAAGGGUGGUAGCCAAGACUGGAGUUCGAUUGUGCAAAUCCAAAGAUUGCCAGGGAUGCCGAAAUUUACAUUUUUGUAAACGAUUCAUGCUUGGGGAUUGCCCAUUCAGACGGAGAAGAGGAGGAUGUCGCUUCAACCAUGACAUGACCUCGGGGGAGAACAGCAGAAUCCUGAAAGAACACGGACUGGAGGAACUGAACAGAUCUGAGCUGUGCACCCUGCUGCUUCAGAAUGAUGGCUUCCUCUUACCACCAGUGUGCCACAACUACAACAACGGCGUUGGAGAGUAUGGCAAAUGCCUGGAUGGCGAGACAUGCAAGAGGCUCCACAUCUGUGAGAUGUAUCUCAGGGGUAGCUGCAACUGUCCCAGGUGCCAUGAUUUCUACGAACCCCACCCAUUAAAAAUCCUGCAGGACAGAGGGGUGCCCAACGAGCUCAUUGCCUCCCUGAAGUCGGUGUACAUGAACAUCGAGUGGUUGCAAAAGCAAGACCGUGUCAUGCAAGGCAAGGGGCAACAUCAAAGAGCUAAAGCUAAUGCAACCGCUAACACAAGUAACAAGUCUAACAGAGGCCCUCUGAGCACUCACGAGGGUGCUGCAGAAACUCCAGCACCCCUAUUUCCCGCUCCUAUGCUCGCCAGACUCAGGGCGCUCCACCUCCAAGAGGUUGAGCAUGAUACUGCUACUCCUGCGGCUGCUGCCACCGCUGCCCUUAACACAAGCCAGAGGUCCAACAGACCUAGUCAAGAUAAAGCUGAAAUAUGCAUGUACUUCAUCAAGGGCAGUUGCAUGCACGGUGAUAAGUGCUUUAAAGCCCACUCUACCAUGCCCUACCAAUGGGAGGUGAGGGAGGGACUAAACUGGACAGCUCUACAAAACAACGAGGUGAUUGAGAAGGACUAUUGCGACCCAGCAAAGACAUACAGUCGGGGAGUCCAGCCUGUGUGUUUCGAUACGAUGACCUGCGGCCUGAACAAAGCCCGGCGUCUCUCCACCAUCUCCUCUGUGCUACAGCCUACCUUCAUCCUCACCACAGAGUGGUCCUGGUUCUGGGAGGACGAGUUUGGAAACUGGAUCCAGUACGCAUCAGCAAUCAGUGGACACAGGGCAGCUACCAUCACCAGUGAAGACCUGGAGAAGAGGUUCCAGGAAGACAACAAGGCUGUGAUAGAGUUCACUGCGGGGUCACAGACCUAUGAAUUCAGUUUCCCUGACAUGAUUCAAACAAACAAGCAGUACACCACCAAGAAGGUUGUGAGAAGACGGCCUGUGUUUGUCUCUUCAGCUGAUGCACAAACUAUCAAAACCAGAAAAAGGGCUCCGAUCAAUCACUCAAAUUUCAGAGCUUUACCAGGACACUGGGACAAGGCACAAACCCCUGAAACAGGAUACAAGAGAAUUGACCUUCCAUGCUCGUCAGUGGAGUUUAAGGAGAUUCAAGGACUUUUUCAGAACACCAUGAGAGGCUUCAGCAUCCGCCAAAUCGAGAGGAUUCAGAACAAAGCCCUUUGGGAAGUCUUUCAGUGGCAAAGGGAUCUCAUGAAGAAGAACAACAGAGGGAGGAAUGUAACGGAGAAACAGCUUUUCCAUGGCACAGACUCCAAAUACCUCGAUGCCAUCUGCCUUAACAACUUUGACUGGCGGAUCUGUGGACUAAAUGGAACAACCUAUGGGAAAGGGAGUUACUUUGCCAGGGAUGCCAAAUACUCCAACAGCUACACUGGCCAAUCAAAUUCGAGGUCCAUGUUUGUCUGUCGUGUGUUGUCGGGAGAUUACAUCAAAGGACACUCGAGCUUCCUCCGGCCCCCCUCAAAGGAUGGAGGGGACACCAUCUUCUACGACAGCUGUGUGGAUGACGUCAGCAACCCCUCCAUCUUUGUGGUGUUUGAGAAGCACCAGGUGUACCCAGAGUACCUCAUCCAUUAUGGUGAGGACGAUGCAUGGACACAAGGAUACCAGCAAUACUACCGUCCAGCUCCUGUACCUGCUCCAGCACCAGCAUACAGACCAGCGGCUGCCACAAUGCCUAGACCAGCACCAGCAUACAGACCAGCGGCUGCCCCAGUGCCUAGACCAGCACCAGCAUACAGACCAGCGCCUAGACCUGCACCAACAUACACACCAUCACCAACCCCUGCACCUAAACCUGACAACUCCUGUGUCAUUAGUUGAGGCUGACUGCGAGGGGUGAAUUGUGAACCUUUUGAUAUUAAACCGAGGCAAAAACAUAUGCUUUUGUGAAUUAGAGAAAUUGAUUUAGCACUCUGUUAAAUGUUUGACAAAUUACAGAUACCCUUGGGAUGCACCUUACUAUGAUUACUAGAUGUUCUGUUUUCUACAAUGCAAGCAUUUUUGUAGUGCUACUGACAUUAUAUAACGGCAAAUUGCGAACCUCACAACAAAAGUAGUUGUGUACAUUAUAAGCUUUAUACCUUUACAGUACAGUGGUUUUACAGUAUCUGCUGAUGUGCAUCAGUUCAAUGGUUGUGCAAUUAUGGGUUUCAUUCAUUUUAUUAAUAUAAUCCAUCUGUUUUCUUUGCAUUAUUCAUGUUACUGAGGGAGGGAGGGAGGGAAAUGCAGAAUGUUUACAUUCUGUCAGAACAUGUUAUGGUUAGACAUCAGAUAUCCUAUGGAAAGGAGAAAGGCCACAGUCUGGUACAAGUCAACAAGACAGCCAUGAGUUGGGGAGGAGUUGGGGAGGAGUGAGGAAUUUGGGCUGAGGUCAGGUCAGAUGAAGUGAGAAAGAACAGAAAUCACUAAAGUCCUGUCUAGCAACGGAGAUCUAUUGGCUGUCCAGAUGUGUAAGGACGAGACUCAGCAUAGCAGGAAGGUUUAAAUACCAGUGCUUGUGUAAAUAUGUCUUUGUCUUUCAGUUGUUUGACCCAUUGGGUGAAUAAACUUGAUAUGAGCUUUACUAGUCGUC